UCUCUGAAAUGUAAAAAUCGAAGAACUAUGCCUAACCAAAUUGAUAAAGAUAAAUAUGAUCUACCAACACUGUUUCUGGCUUUCCUUGCUUUCUGUCUGCCACUUGCGUUGUUGAUUCCAGGUUUUUCUAUUUGGGACAUCGUGCCCAAGACUCAUGUGACCAGAUAUUUCGUGUUCCGCCAGGACGUGAGCUGGUCGCAGCUGAACGCUAUUGCCAUAGCUGUGCUUCUAACAUUGUUCUGUCUUUACUUGGAAAUUAAGAGACGCAAACUGGACGAAAUGGUGGAAGAUGUUUUAAGAGUGAGUGAGCAAGCGGAUAAAGUUAUGGAAAUAGAGAAGGAGAGACAGGUAGCGGCUAUAAAGGACACCAUUAACUUGCUAGACGUAUCCAGUGCUCAGUAUGAAAACCUCAUGCUGCUGAGCGAUGAUCUCCGUAAGAGAGCCCUGCAACGCCCACCCGCCAUAGACAGUAGCUCAUCCUAAUCGUGAUUCGUUUAUGAAACUAUGUCUAAACAGCCAGUUGGAUGAAAUCAAAAUUUUA
Molecule: messenger RNA, 541 nt
Organism: Aricia agestis (brown argus)
Lineage: Eukaryota; Metazoa; Arthropoda; Insecta; Lepidoptera; Lycaenidae
Exons: 2
Coding region: 28-483 (151 amino acids)
Source: RefSeq, a predicted model, not a curated record